Giardia duodenalis is the source of this 3399-nucleotide messenger RNA. RefSeq names its product Beta adaptin. Gene Ontology annotation, biological process: intracellular protein transport; vesicle-mediated transport. NCBI's taxonomy places the organism in Eukaryota, Fornicata, Diplomonadida, Hexamitidae. Gene Ontology annotation, cellular component: membrane coat. The transcript has a single exon. The record is from RefSeq and is a predicted model, not a curated record. The coding region runs from base 1 to 3399 and encodes 1132 amino acids. Gene Ontology annotation, molecular function: clathrin binding.
AUGAGCCGCUCAAAGGCCAAGGACAAGAAUGCAGCAAAGGAGGAGCUGGAGUUUUGGUCUGAAAAAUUGCAGACCUCUAACAAGGUUGAGGAUCACCGCGAGGUUGUCGGCCAGAUACUUUCUGCGCUAUCUCUCGGGCGCGACGUCAGCAGCAUCUUUCCCCUUGUUUGCCGUUUUGCCGCAACCAAGGAUAUAAAGCUCAAGAAAGUCGUAUACCUUUUCGUCCUGAACUACCAUAAGAUGAAUCCGGACACCCCCGUGCAGGUAGGCUCUGUCUUGGAUAUGGACUCUCAAGACCGUGAGCAGGCUGUUAUUCGUGCCCUUGCAAUCCGUACUAUGGGGAACUUGUGCACCCAGGAGACCUUACAGGUCUUUACAAAUGCUAUUGGGCGGGCACUUGGUGACGCAGAUCCCUUUGUUCGUAAGACCGCCGCCACGGCUGUUGCCAAGAUCUAUAGGAUCUCUCCUGAGAUGGUUAUUCAAAUGAAUAUGCUGCUGAUUCUGAAGGAGCUUCUUUCAGACGGAAACCAGGCUGUAGUCGCCGCCGCCGCCUCGUCUCUUGUCAACGUGGCCACUCAGCUCUCGCCGGAGCAGCUUUACGGGAUCUUUGGUAUCCAGGACAUCGGCAUGCUAUUCAACUGGCAGGAGGUUCAGGCCCUUUUGACAGCCCUCACAUCAUCUACUGAAUGGUCGGCAAUGCACAUUUUAACAGCAAUUGCAAAUUAUGGACAACUGCCUCUGAACUAUGAAGAAGCAGAUGCGACCAUUCAACGUUUAGCAAACUUCCUUCGCCACAACAACCCGGCUGUCAGCCUUGUCACUAUCAACCUAGUCCUCAAGUACAUCUACGCCGACCCUCCCAUCCUUAAUACAGAGCAGUGCUACAAGGUGCAGGGUAUGUGUGUUGGGCCCCUUCUCUCCUUCGUUGGCUCUUCGACGUCCCCAGAGUCACAGUGGAUCGCUCUUCGUUGCCUGAGACUUGUGGCGUCUGCGUUCAUCAACCAGGAGCAGGAGAAUCCCUUUAGUAAGCAGAUCCGUCUCUUCUUUGUCAAGUAUAACGACCCUCUGUACAUCAAGCUUGAGAAGAUCGAGAUGCUUGCCCUUCUGGCGGACUCGCAGAACUGUCAGGAGGUCGUGAUGGAGCUCUCUGAGUAUGCUAGAGACGUUGACCCCCAGUUUGUCCGGGCUAGCAUCCGUGCACUGGGCACGGUUGCCAUCCGUGUCCCUGCGGCGGCCGAUCUAGCAGUUCAUCGCUUUGUUAAGCUUAUCACAGGCCAAAGCGGCGAGGAAGGAGAAUCCGAGCGAGAGACCCAGUACUAUAAGUUUCCCGACUAUGCUGCUCAGGAGCUUAUGGUCGCCACACAGCUUAUUUUCAGGCGAUACCCAGAGCGUUAUGAAGGCAUCAUUGGAAUCCUCUGUGAAACCAUCGUUACCCUCGAUGACCCUGACGCAAAGGCUGCGCUCAUUUGGAUCAUCGGAGAGUAUGCCAACCGUAUUGAGGGGUCGGAGGAGGUUAUUUCGGAUUUAGUUGGUCUGUCGCCUAUCUUAACCGCAACCGAGGAGGACUAUGAUCCUAACUUCAAGGGUUCAUUUCUGGAUGAGCCUGCCGUUGUGCAGCUUCAGUUUAUCACCUCUUGCACCAAGCUUUUCCUCCAUGUACCUACCAUUGAUACUCAGAGACUCUUGCAGCACACGCUCCAAUUGGCGACGGAAAGAGCAGAAUCACCCGACGUUCGUCAACGCGCUUCCUUCUAUUGGAGGCUCCUCGGUGUUGACCCGACUCUUCAGACGGCUAAAGGGGUGCUUUUCUCCCAGAAGGCUGCCCCACAGAUAACGGAUGGCAUGCCUGAUGCAAUUCGUGCUACACUCGUACGCGAGCUCGGUAGUGUUUCUUGCGUAAUGCGUGAGAUGAUCACAGAUACCGUUUAUAGCGGCCCUGACGUUGAGGAGGCCAUCCGUAUUCUGGACGCGGUUGGAACUAACAUCCAGGAGGUGAAUUAUGACGAGAUUGUGGGUGCGAAGACAGACACACUUUCCAGUACUCUUCCUCCUCCGCUGACCGCCGAGACUACUAUCUCAAGCAUUGCUACAUCAGAGGCGGCGGCUCUUCCUGCAGCAUUCGCCUCUGCACACACGAUUCCUAACGUGACUCUUCCAACAGCACCAGUUAGACAAGUCCAACCUGCUACCAAUCUGCCCGCCUUUGGCGCUCCAGUGACAGAUUUACUUAGUCAUGGCUCUGCAACCCCCGCAGCUCCGAUUACCCAGCCUCCAGCCCCUGACAAGCUGGCAUCGCUCAUUGGGGGUCCCAUUGCGGCAUCGGAGCCUGUUCCCGCUGCCGCGCCGGUUGCACCGACUGCACCUCCGGUCACCGAGCCAGCGCCAAGUUUCAAUGCAGCUUCGUUCAUAACUCCGAAAGUGGAGACGCCUGCGGUACCUGCUCCAGAGCACAAGCCAGAGCUUGUCAUGCCUCCGGCUGCCUCUCCACCCGUCGCGCCCCCCACAAGCACUCAGUUACUCGCUGCUUCUCUGCCCUACUUUUCUUCGGACUAUCCGUUUGCCACUGUGCAGAACGCCCCUAUCCGUGUUGUCAACGAUCACGGUGUCAUGGGGGUCUCUAUUUCCUGGACUCGCGAGAACCAAAAGCCUCUCCUUCUUCUAACAGUACACAACAAGGGCUCUGCUCCACUCACCAACUUGUUGAUCGGAUUUGCACCCAAUGGUCUUGGGAUUUCUCCCGUUUCUCCUCAGCUUUCAAUAGCUUCCGUGGAGCCUGGACAGAAGAGUAAUGGUGGGGAGCCUGUUCUCGUUCCCGUGCAAUUCAAGCAAGAUCCCAACACGCAGUUCAAUCAAGCCCGUCUUAGCCAGCCAGAUCCUCAGUGUACUGGCAAUCUAAAUCUUCUCACGUUCGCGAUAAAGUGCGAUGGUGCCCCAGGGCCCUGUCAGUUCCAAUGUAAGAUACCCAUUCAUGUCUUGGCCUCAGAGACCUCAAAUAUGCAUGGCCCGGACCGCAACCUGAUCAAUCCUACGCAAGCUGUGCAGCAGUUUAACAAGAACUGGGGCCUUGUCCAGGACAGCCUGGCUCACAGGGAUACUUCGUCGCUGACAUACGCCAACUUAGGGAUUUCAAGCAUUGAUGAGGUUGCUGCUGUGAUCGUUCGUAAGGCCAAAAGAGCAAACUUCAACCUCGUGGAAAUGCAGCCGACUAACGUUUCUCUUCUCAUGUCCAUCCCCCUUGCAGCAUAUCCGCAGAACCUCCCGGUGCUUAUUCGCGUGGGCUGGCGCGCAUCGGCUAAUGGUCAAGGUGUAGAUUUGUGUGCACUGAUGAAGAUACCCCCCAUCGGUGUAAUGUGCAUGGCAUAUGUGGCACAAAGCCUCAAGUUUUCCAUACUGAAGUAG